This is a messenger RNA of Penicillium brevicompactum, 1653 nucleotides long. Its product is annotated as PIN and XPG domain-containing protein. The transcript is spliced from 2 exons. NCBI's taxonomy places the organism in Eukaryota, Fungi, Ascomycota, Eurotiomycetes, Eurotiales, Aspergillaceae. The record is from RefSeq and is a predicted model, not a curated record. The coding region runs from base 1 to 1653 and encodes 550 amino acids.
AUGGGUAUUCCAUACUUGACCAAACAUCUGCUUCCACACGCUGAAACGGUGUUCCUCGGCGGUGAUGUCGAAGUAGUCAUUGACGGGCCCAGUCUGGUAUACCACAUCCAUCGUCGACUUCUAGGUUGGAUGGACCCAAAUUGUGAUAUUUUGGACUAUCAACCUUCUUGCGAUGAAAUCAGUCGCGGAGUAGGGAACUUUUUGCUGGAGCUCACCCGGCUGCGUGUGAAAAUACACAAGAUAUGCUUUGAUGGAGCCUUACCUAUUCCCAAGCGAAAGGUACGCUUAGCUCGGAUAGAGAAAUCACGGCACCGACUGACUUUGGCUCGUCGGAAUCUACCACUCCCAGCUACAUCGCGGUAUCGCGAUGUCUUGUCGACUGAGCCCGGGCAGGUCUGGUGUCACCGCGGCUUGCCGCGUGGGAGAAGAGGACUUGCAGAGAACCCCUUCAUGGUCUCAGCUGUAUGCGAAGAUCUACAGCACCGAUGGAGUCGGGAUGCCAUCCAGAAAGAGAUCAACCCGGACAUCACCUGUCUCGGGGAGAGCGAGUAUCCCUGGGCAGACAUUACCGUGAUGAUGCCUGGGGAAGCAGACGUUGAGUGUGCUCGCGUGUCAAAAUUGACUGGCUGCGCAGUAUUGACCGAUGAUUCUGAUCUUCUGCUUCAUGAUCUUGGCUCAUCUGGCGCGGUGUUGUUCCUGGACUCUGUUCACUCGCCCACGCGCGUGUGGGACCCGAUCGAGCCACAGAUUCAAGGAUUGAGAAUAUGCCCCCAGGAUCUUUCACGUCGGUUGGGCAUCACAGAUAUUCGUCGUUUCGGGUUUGAAUUGACCAAGGAUCCUCACCUGCGGUUCGCAGACGCCAUCCGUCGUUCGAAGACCGAUUCCACCGAGACCUCAUCUGGUUAUUAUGACUUUCUUCGGGAAUAUCAGCACUCUACCGACCAAGAGUUGUCUUGUAGAUCCAAGCAGCUACCGCCAAUGGAUCCGAGGGUAUCUGAAUUAUACUGGCAAUAUGCGGUUCCCAACACCUACUGUUCCGAUGAUAGUCUGCAUGUGUACCUUGGGAUUCUGAACGAAGACCCCGGUAGACGGUGCGCCUGGGAACAAGGCCGAGCCUAUAGACGUCUCGGUUACUCUGCGCUCAACCUCUCCUUCAAGAGUCAAUUUAAGACCAUAAGUGAAUUUGUUCGCAGAGGCGGAAGGAUUGUGGCCGACCAAAUCGAGCUGGACGAGACAUCAAUCGCGUCAGACAUGGACCUCUUACGCCAACGUCUUAAACAAGUUCGGGAAAUCUUUGGCUCUGGCGGAGAGAGCUUUUGGUUCUUCUUUGCCCUUUACGAGAUCUAUGAAACAUCCAACACGGUACCUAGUGGUGAACAGCUGGAAAGUUUCCUCUCCAGCGGUUACUUGAAAGGAGGUACUGAUUGGGCAGACAUCCACCUACUGGCUCAAAUCCAGGCAAUCCUGUACUCACUUCGGAUGCUGCAACAGCUACUUCAUGUCGCAGCUCUGAACGACUGCAACCUAUCACUUUUGGACGAGUUACCCCCACUACACAUAAUGAUGUCGCGGCAAAGACUGGUCCAAAGCUUUGGAAAUACGGAGGUCUUGCGGCAUAUGGUGUCUCAACUGUUGAUCGCCUACAACACGUAA